UCGUUGAAUCACAGAAAAUGAUUCGUUCAUUGAUGAACGACUUCGUAAUCGUGGUUCGUGGCGUGGCGGCGAAGAAUUCAUUGACGGUGCAUGUGCUGAGGCUGAGUCCUUAAAUUUCUCGUUGGGAAAUCCUUACACACGAGAUGGGUAGGGAGGACAAAGCCACUUGGAAGUCUAACUACUUCAGCAAAUUAAUUCAAUUGUUGGAUGAUUAUCCAAAAUGCUUCAUCGUCGGCGCGGAUAAUGUCGGUUCGAAGCAAAUGCAGCAAAUUCGAAUGAGUUUACGAGGGGCCGCCGUCGUUCUUAUGGGCAAAAACACCAUGAUGCGGAAGGCUAUUCGUGGCCAUUUGGAACGUAAUCCUGCAUUAGAGAAGUUGUUACCGCAUAUAAGAGGCAAUGUUGGUUUUGUUUUCACUCGUGGGGAUUUGGUUGAAAUCAGAGAUAAGUUGCUUGAAAACAAAGUCCGUGCUCCUGCUCGUAAUGGUGCAAUUGCUCCCUGCAAUGUAAUCAUUCCAGCUCAGAAUACAGGACUUGGUCCAGAGAAAACCUCAUUCUUUCAAGCACUUUCCAUCCCCACUAAAAUUUCCAAAGGAACAAUUGAAAUUAUUAAUGAUGUCCAUAUUUUGAAAGAAGGAGACAAAGUUGGUGCUAGCGAUGCCACUCUUCUGAAUAUGUUGAAUAUAUCCCCAUUUUCAUAUGGAUUACUUGUGGAGAUGGUGUACGACUCUGGAACAAUUUUUGAACCUGCGAUUCUGGAUAUAAAACCUGAAGACUUGAGGGUCAAGUUUAUGGAGGGAGUAAGCCGUUUGGCAGCUCUGUGUUUAUCCAUAAGUUAUCCAACCAUUGCUUCAGCUCCUCACAGCAUAAUUAAUGGCUUCAAAAACCUUUUGGCAAUUGCUGCCGCAACUGAAGUGGAAUUCAAGGAAGCUGAAACAGUGAAGGAAUUCUUAAAGGACCCCUCCAAAUUUGCUGCAGCUGCUGCUGCAACCACAGCUGCUCCUGCAGCUGCUGCUGCUCCUGCAGCUGAAGCAAAGAAAGAAGAAAAGAAGGAAGAGACUGAAAGUGAAGAUGACGACAUGGGUUUUGGUCUCUUUGAUUAAGUUCAUUUGAUUUUGCUGCUUGAACCUGACCUAAAUAAAGAAAGAUAAACAUAUUUUUUGAUUAACUGUUUACUGAUUUUUCUUUCAGUUGCUUUCUUUCAUUCAUCUGGCUAGAGGGCCUGAAAUUUAAUAAUAGUAAAUUACUAUAAAAAGAUCAUAAAUGCUAUCGUUAAUCUCAAUCCAACAGUCCCUUGACCACCACAUAUCAACAUUUGAGGAAACUAUUUAGGGCUCCCACAGGUGUGAAAUAUCCACACCCUAUGUGAAAAUGUUGGCAUUAUGUGGUGGCUUAUGGGCAUGCUCGGACCUGCAUGGCAGAUGAAAUUCACAGCAGCUGAAUUGCAGCUAAUUCACACUGGAUUUUGUUCCAUGGUAGGACAUGGUUUUUGUUGCCACUAGAAUUUUGUGUUGGAAACCAAAAUAGUCCUGUCAGAUGUCGAAUAUUUUCAGCUCGACAAUGAAUCUGAUAGAACUGAACAUACAGAACUAAGUUGUGCCACAGAGGCAAAGACUUCCUUGCACUCGAAACUAAGCUAGAUUCUAGGUAUUGCAGAAGUGUAUGGUGGAAAUUGAAAUGACUAUAUCAGCCAUACCUGCAAAUUUUUUCGUGAUAGUGAAAAUUCAGGUGUCAGAAUUGCAGGCUAAACUAGAAAAGGGUGUUUAUAAUUUUUCUACAAAUAAAGGAUGUGGAUAAAUUAUUAAGAGAUUGGCAUACCCAGUGCGGUCAAUCAUGUAGGUGUAUUGAUUAAAAUUUCUUCUUAUAAAGAAGUUUGAAUAAAACCUACUAUCAGACUAUAGGACACAGACUAUUAUACUUGGUGGGAAUUUGUUAGUUUUUGGAGACGAAGGCUUUAGGAAGAACUUUUAGGUUAUUUUAAUUAUUUUUAAAGACUUGACCAUAUUUAUUGAUAAUUAAAAAAAAAAAAUCUGAAUAAAAUUUUUAUUGAAGAUGAAAUGUUUGAAACCAUCUCUUCCCUUGUGAUAAGUAUGUUACAUUUUAUGGAUUUGAUAAAUGUUUUGCCAUGACUACUUUCGAAUUUACAAUGGAAUAUACACUUAUCAUCAAAUUCUGUCAUAGUUUUUGCUGUUGAACUAUUUCUGCAAUUGGCCUAAUAAUUUGCUGCUCUCUUAAGACAUCUUGUUUUUGGGAGGGCUUCUUACGGAGAUGCCGGAAGAGAACGCUCAGGGCACUGAUGUCAUUCCAGUCCCUGUGACCGGGAGAUCCUGGGUUCAAGUCCCUAUAGUGGCAGGAUUUUCCACUCUUGUCAGCUUGGUGAAAUUCAGUCACUGGAGGAGAAUUCUAGCAACAUGCUGCUCUAAUAGGUAGUUUUGUGUUUUUUCCGAUCAAUACAAAGUGAAUACCAUGUCUUAUCCUCACCCACCUACAGACACCUGCUUACAUGCAUUACUCUACCACAUGCCAGGAGCUUAGAGCUUGAACUGCUGGAGGGAGAUACCUUGUGGCAAACUUAUUCCUAAAUGGCAAUUUUCAUUGAAGUAUUUGGAGCAGAUUUU
Molecule: messenger RNA, 2615 nt
Organism: Gryllus bimaculatus (two-spotted cricket)
Lineage: Eukaryota; Metazoa; Arthropoda; Insecta; Orthoptera; Gryllidae
Source: the annotation of a GenBank genome assembly